CCAGCUAGUAAAUAUGGAAGCGUCGAGCAGGCAGGAUCGGCAGUGCCACGCUUUCAAGGCCGACCGUGCCAGUGUGUCCAGAACCCGUGCAAGCGCCACAACAUGAACAUGGAGACUCCACAGCUCGCAGUACGUGAAUUUGGACGAUAUAUUUCAUAAAAUAUAACAACAAAUAUACACGGACUUCUACUACAGUGGAUAUGAUACAGUGACUGCUACCCAACGCCACCAUGCGGAGAUCUCGAAAUGACACUUGCUCUCGUUGGUCGAGCCCUACGCGUGGCUGCGAAUUCGACGAGGAGGAGUCUGGGAGUAAAGGGGAGCGCGAGGAUCCUAUCCCUAGGCUCCUGUUCAGAGGAUACGUGGAGUUGGCGACAGCCCGCAUACACAAGGUCAUGAUCAAUACCGGAAUCCUGGAGGUGGAGAGUGACCUGAUAGCCGGGGCGAGCGCCAAGGUCUUCUUCCAGAGGGCUGCGCUGUACCUUACCGAGAACAAGGCGAAAAGAGGGCACCGACUUUGUAAUCUGCUCAGGAACCGUCUGACGGAGCCCUGUGGCUGCGUGGCACGACCGUUCACAAACAAGAGAGGUACCUUCAAAAGAAUUACUGGGGUCGAAGUUCACCUGAUCGCCAAGAAGGUGUGGAUCGGCAAGAGAUCUUCCUCGUCAGCCGUGAGUGGACGCGGUCCUCAAAAAGGGCGAGCUCUUGUGUCCAGUAACGAUGGCCAAGAGGCAGGUCCAGCCGCCUCCGGCUUGCACGCAUCCAGCGCUGCACUUGGAGCAUGUGGCGCGCUCCGUGGUGAGGUCUCGUUCGUCGCAGGGUCCACCGGCAUCCUGAAGAAGGCCGAUGGCUGUUGCCGGGCAUUCUUCGCUGACCAGUGCUUCCUGUAUGGCGUGUGUCUGCAGGACGUGCGCCUGGAAGACGUCCUGCGCAAAGGAAAAAAGGUCUUUUACAAGAUGUCUGAUGAUGGCUUGAGGGUGAGGAGUGUGCUGCUUGGCAGCAGCCACUGCACUAAGAUGCUAGACUCUGAUGACCUUUACUUCAGAGUGAAAAAUUGGUGUCAAUCAAACUGCAUCCCUCAGGACACAACAAAUAUACUUGUAAAUAUAUAUAUGAAACAAGAAUCAUCAAACAACAGAACUUCAACUUGUAGCAAGUUAUCUUUGCAUUUCACAUUGAAAUAUCUGUGAGAAGAUUUCACUGACAGAAGUAAAAAUGUUAUGCUUGGCAGGAUGGCUUCCAGUUGACUUGAACCCAACUAUUGACCAGAGGGAAUACAAAGAAGUUGUGGAUGCUAGCAAUUGGCCAGGACAAAAGAGCUGACAGACCAGAUGGGAGAAAGUAUGUGACAAGAAGCAGUUUGGCCCUUCAGUGUAUGACUUUGAAUAAUGCCCCUGGAACUUUGCUGAUGGAUUUUCAUCUUAUAUAAUAAGAUAAUAUCCUUAUGAUUAUGAGUUAAUGCAAAUAUUAAUAGUGAGUGACAACUGCAUACAUGAGUACCUAUAAUGUUUGAAAAUUGAACUUCAAUAUGCCAAUAAUUUGAUGCUCUGGUUAACCCCUUCACUGAUGGGUCACGUCUCUAGACGUCAUAACAGACCGACUCGAAAUAUGGCAUAUGGCUGUAUUUGAACUCUGGCUUUAACAUGAAAACAAUACUAGGUAAAAUAGACCUCCUUCAGUGAUGGCAGGCUUUGUCUGAACCUGGUGGAGAGCCAUUUUGAGUGGAGUUAUUGUACAGCUAGCAGUUUAACACUGUAGUUCAACAAUGCAGGGACCAGAUUCAUUAACGAUUCUAGAAUAAUAAUUAGUGUACACUGGUCUUGGAUCUGACCGCAGCACAGAUUAAGCUAAAAAAAGGAAAACGAAGCAAAAAAGUAAUAUUACUUAGUUAUAAUCACGGAAAAGGAGCCUUGCAGGAAUGGUGAAUUUUGUUGUUUGUUCCUUCACAGUUUUAUGUCAAAUGACAUUCAUAACCUUUUAGCUGAGUCACAAUCAAUUAAUGUAACAUGGAAACUUGAUAGUAUAAAUAUAAACUUAAAAUAUUA
This is a messenger RNA of Penaeus chinensis, 2045 nucleotides long. RefSeq lists its product as uncharacterized. The coding region runs from base 231 to 1190 and encodes 319 amino acids. The transcript has 5 exons. The record is from RefSeq and is a predicted model, not a curated record. NCBI's taxonomy places the organism in Eukaryota, Metazoa, Arthropoda, Malacostraca, Decapoda, Penaeidae.